AUGAGUUUCGCUGCUGAACGAGAACGUCGUCAAACAGCUGGUAACCGUCUGAAGCGUUUGCUUGAACAGCAAGAAGAUCCUGACGAUGAAUUUUAUGGUACAGCAUAUGGUGGCUUCGUUGACGAAGAUGAAGAUAAUGAUUAUCGUUCUGAAGAUUCAGAAGAGGAUGUUGUCGACUCCGAUUUCGAUCAAGAAGAUGAGCAACAACAGCAAGAAGAAGAAAAUCAAGAUCAAAGCAAUGUGAAUAAGAAACAUAAAAUCGAUGAUGGUAGUGAUGACGAAGAAACGAGCAAGCCGAAGAAAAAGAAGGUUGUCUAUCAAGCACAAAGUCUUCAACAAGAAUUAAAAGCGCAGAAAAAAGAAGAACAAGAACAAAGUGGCGAAUCAAAACUAACUCGACGACAACAAAAAAAAGCGAAUGCACCCAAAAUUGAAGCGAAAACAUUACGUAAUUCUACUAGUGUCAAACGUGUUGAACUCGAAAAACGUCAAAAAGAACGACAGGAACGUCGUAAAUAUCUCAAAGGUGUUGCAUCUCUACGUAAUACUGGUGAAGUGCGGAAACUAACUCAAGAAGAGUUACUCGAAGAAGCGAAAAUAACAGAGGAAAUCAAUUUAGAAUCAUUAGAGGCGUAUCAACAAAUUGAAAUGAAGAAAAAAGAAACUAAACGUAUGAAAUUAAUUCAAGAAUGUCCACGCAUUUGCACAAGUUCAAUGACGAUUGUAAACGAGCCUAUGAGUGAUCAAUGGAAUGAUAUUCUCGACGAGAAUUACCAAUUAGAACCAAAUUCAGAUCGUUGCUCGAGGACAUUCAUUUCAUUCACGCAUUUGCAAACGUAUAAUGACACAUUCUCGACACUAAAUACUUCCAAUCGUCGUCGUCGUCGUUUAUGUCCAGUCACUGGCAUGCCUGCGCAAUAUUUCGACCCAUUAACACAAAUGCCUUACGCUUCGUUAGAAGCAUUUCAAAUUCUUCGACGAAUUUACGCCGAAGAACUGAAAAAACAAAAACGAACAGCAUCGGUUUUAAUUGAUGCUCAGAGAGACGUCAAUCUUAAUAUACUUCGUUGA
This is a messenger RNA of Adineta ricciae, 1071 nucleotides long. Lineage: Eukaryota; Metazoa; Rotifera; Eurotatoria; Adinetida; Adinetidae. The record is from the annotation of a GenBank genome assembly.